UGAUUUCUGAAGAUUUAACAACUCUUGCAAGAGCUGGCCUGUGUCGCCGGUGGACUGAAGGGACGAAGAUGGGCUAUCCCCUUGAUCCAUGACUGUCAGUUACUUCCAAAAGGAUAAAUAAAGCAUCGGUUAUGUUUAAGUCUCUAUUGGCUAUUAGUCAAACCUCCUAAAUAUUGAGUUCCGGUAUACAAAUUGAAAGAAGAAAAAAAAAAAACAUGUCUGAUGAAGAAGUUUACAGCUCUGGCAGUGAUGAUGAGGAUUAUGUACCGUCAGAUGGGGAAGCUGUGAGUGAAGAAGAAAAUUCAGGUGAAGAAGAGGAUCUUGAUGCACUUCAUAAAGAGGCUGAGAUUGGGGAGUCCAAGGCAGGGAAGAGGAAACGAAAAACCGAAAAAGGGCUGACUGCCCGAAAGCGUAAAGGUGGGAUCAAACUUGAAGAAGAAACAGAGGACUCCAAAGAGCCUGAAGAUGACUAUAACAAAGUUCUUUCAGAGGAAGUCAAAAAAGAACAAGAGGUCAAGAAGGAACAAAAUGAUAAAAAGCGAGCUGAUGACCUGUGGUCAAGUUUUCUCUCAGAUGUAGGAAGCCGACCCAAAGCUAAACCAGCCACUCCCAGUGGGAGUCCCUUAGCCAGUGUGUGUAAGCCAAUCAAAAACCCUGUUGUACCCACUUCAAACAAAGUUACAAUUACGAAAGAGUAUGACUUUGCUGGAGAGACUGUGAAAGUAACCAAAGAUGUGGACAUGAACUCCGAGGAAGGAAAGAAAGAGAUGAAAAAGCUAGCAGAGGAGAAGAGAGAGCCUCAACAAAAAGUGGACACAGCAGGCCCAGCCAUACUAGGUAGAAAACCUGGCGGGGGACUCAGCAGUGUAUUAAGUAAACUCGGGAAAAAGGACAAGAUCAGUACCCUGGACAAAUCCAAACUUGACUGGGAGACGUUUAAAGAAGAGAAGGGAAUAUCUGAGGAACUUCAAAUUCACAACAGAGGGAAAGAAGGGUACAUAGAGAAGAUGAAGUUUCUUAACAGAGCAGAUGAAAGACAAUUUGAAAUUGAGAAAAGUAUACGACUCGGAGUGAAUAGCAAACGGUGACACAAAGAGUAAAAAUUGACAAGUGUCUGUAGGAUUAAUGCUGCGAGAGGACAGAAUCCUUACUGUGACGAUUUAGUUUCUUUAUGGUUUAUGUACAGGUAAAACCAGAAAUUAAACUACAGUGAUUUGCUUCCUUACUGGUUGUUACAAAUCUUGAAUUCCUGUAUUGGAAAUAAACGACAAUAAAUGCACCCUGGCUGUGCGUAAGAAUGC
This is a messenger RNA of Ostrea edulis (European flat oyster), 1301 nucleotides long. Its product is annotated as craniofacial development protein 1-like. The record is from RefSeq and is a predicted model, not a curated record. Bases 216 to 1088 code for a protein of 290 amino acids. The transcript has 9 exons. Lineage: Eukaryota; Metazoa; Mollusca; Bivalvia; Ostreida; Ostreidae.